CAUCAGCUGUUGUUAAAAAAAAUUAACGGGAUAUCGCGAUGUAACUGGUCACACCGACGGCCACAUCAAAAAACUGGGGGUCUGGCGUGACCCUGUUACUACUAUCCCGCAAUAAAAUAGCUGUGUAAUCUAAGAUAGUUGGUGUAUCGUGUUAAAAGUGGCAUAUAGUAAAUUUUAGUGUAAUUUAUGUGUAAAAUAUGGAACGCAGCACAGGAACAGAAGUGUACGGGUGUGGCUCAGCCCAAACUACGGACAUAACGCUGAAUAUACAAACCACUACGGGUGGUAAUUUCUCCAUCAGUUUGAACGGCAAACAGACAGUGGAGCAUCUGAAAAAACUCGUGUCGAAAAAGUUAAAGGUGUCCAAGGAUCGAAUAUGUCUGUUGCAUCGCGAGAGACAACUGCGCGAGGGCACGCUGGAGGACAACGGGCUGCUGGACGGGUCGCGCGUGAUCCUGCUGCCCAGCGUGGAGACGGGACUCCUGAGUCAGAGGCCAGAAAACUCUGUGAUGCAAGCCUUAGAGUCUUUAAAUGACACACAAGUCAAUGAUUUCUUGAGUGGUAAAUCCCCACUAAACUUGACUAUGCGGUUAGGAGACCACAUGAUGCUCAUACAGCUUCAACUUUCAACAUUGAGUUCAGUAUCAGCAAGCACUGUUCGAUCUCUCAGGACAUCUACGCCCACAAAGAGUUCAACCACUUCAGCAUCACUACCUGCACAGACAAAAAGUGAUAUCAAAGCAUCACCUAGCCCUCAAGGCAAUCAACAGAAACCCACAGAAGUCAAUGACUCAAAUGUAGACAAAUCUAAUGCAGAGAAUAACAAAACAAAACCAGAAAUCCACACAAAUCUAUUGCAUAAAAAAGAUUUAGAAAUAUUACAGAAUGCUUUUGAAAUGUAUCAUCGUUCAGUGGCCGAAGAGAAAUCUGCUGAGAAAAACGAAACAUGUGAACACAAACAAGAUUCCUCUGGUACAUCAAAUGGUACUAUAUCAAAUUUGUCUGAUACAUCUGUAGAAAAUGAACAAUCUCCAAUAAAAUCACUGUCUAACUUAGUGUCUAGUCCUAUCGAUGCUUCGGCCACAGAAAACAGAGAUGCGGCAAUCAUGAACUCUGUCAGAACUAAUUUAAUUGAUUUCUUAUCACAAAACAAGAUCAGUGAGCAAGUGACACCAACAACAAGUACAGCAUGUGCGGCCAAACAGUGUGCGUCCACUUCGUCCCACACACCUGACAGCUCCUUCAGUGAUGACAGUGACAGUUUUGCAGACCAAAGUUUAUUUCUUACAGAAAGUACCAUUGAUGAAUAUCCAAUGGAAAACCUUUUCAAUAGUGCAGUGGACAAAGGUCUUUUUCAAGACCAGGAUGAGUGCAUGAUGGACCGAGAAAUAUCGAAUCUAGCCACAACGAGUCAUGGACAAGAAACAAAUACAGGGAUGUUGCCAUCUUUUCAAAGUAUAAAUGAACCUUUGAAAAACAAGAGGUUCCAAUAUUUACUUCAUAAAACCUCAAAAUUUAAGCAUCCUAUAGGUCAGAAUAAACAGAAAGCUUUCAUGCAGUCCGUGGUGAAUAAACAUAAGAAAAGAAUGCAAAACCUACAAGAUAAUAAUUUAGUACAGCCUUCCACUUCCAGAACGGAACCAUAUAUUACUAAUUCUAGGAAACUAAUACUGCAGCCAAGCAGUAGUACACAGACUGAGGAGCAAGCGACUCCAUCUACAUCCAGACAGGUGUCCUUCAGGCCGCCUGAUGCACCAAAGAAACCACAGAGAGCUUCACCCACACCCACUGUGGACACUAAAGCACUAAUAGAAGCUUCAAAAAAUCUAACACAGAAACUCAAAAAGUUAUCUAAAGAAGUGUUGACUAACAAGGUUGAUCUCAGAAUGGCCGAAGAGUCUGUACGUUCCAAAAUAGGUCCUGGGGCUGUGAUAGAAUCCAUGAAGCAUCAUGGCAAAGGAGUAUAUUCAGGAACCUUCUCUGGAACACUAAAUCCAGCUCUUCAAGACAGAUAUGGCCGACCGAAGAGAGAUAUUUCCACAAUUAUUCAUAUAUUGAAUGACUUGUUAUGCGCGACGCCGCAAAUUGCCUUGUCUCAGAAGGAUUCCAGCUUUUCGUGUGGCUCAAUAGACGAACAGAUAAAAUGUACCUGCAGUCAACCAUCAUGCUCGUAUGGACAGUGUGAUGGUCACAUCCCAUCCACAUCCACGGCCAGUAUCAGAGACUGCUUGUGCAAACCCAAAGACUGCCAAUGCAUCAGAGUUAACCCAGAACUCUGUGCUUCGUGCGCUAGCAAAGCGACCACCGAAGAAAUUUGCAAAAAAUGCGAUACAGCUAAAACCUUAGCCAUGGAAAACUCUAAGACCAAGUGCAAACUGGAGCAGUUGAGGCUUGUCAUGCAACAGAAGAAACAGAGACGCGAGGCGAGGAAACUCAAGACAUUGCCUUACACGAACGCACCGCCGAAAACCAUAACGUCGCCGGAACAAGCGCCCGUCUUACAGGAAGAAAUAGAAACUGUUGCCUAACACGCGACACCGUAAUAAUUUAUUAAAAGACGCACGCUUGUAACAGUUGUACAGUUGUAACAUGUCGCCAUUUUGUCACGCUUUUGUAUGGUAAUUACUAAUUAUUUCAGUCGUUUCUCAUUUCAACUCGAAUCAACCGGCGAGUGAUAUUGUUUCGUAACUUGGGAGGUUUCCGACUAAGCACGGAUGCGACGUGCAAACAAUUUCUGUGCCUUUAGUUGGCGUGAGCGGCGCGUGCCUAAAGCUUUUGAAUUACGUUACUCUCCGUGUGUAUUGCAUUGUAUAGAAAGAUAUUGACAUGAAUCGUAGACAAAUGUUUUUCAAAUAUGCUAAAACGAUGUUAUGCAGCCGUGCAUUGAACCGCUGUAGGACGACGGCAGUGGCCACUGUCUUGUUUUGGAAGUGAGUUGAAACACGUGCGAGUGAAGUUUUAGGCGUAUUGUAUCCUGCGCGGCGGCCGAGACUCAAAGUCUAAUAUUCUAAAUUACCAUUUUGACUAAGGUUAGACUAUAGACGUAUUAUCGUUGAGUGCUAUUACACGCAUGUACAAAAUGAUAAAGAUUGAAUUAGCUAAAUUACUAGUGUAGAUAUUAUGUUAAGCAGUUAGGAUUCUCCAAUACAGUUGCCUGGAGCGGCUCUAAAUUAACUUGUUGUUAUUAUUUUAGAUUAUAUUUUAUUUUAUUGGUUCAGUCAACUAUUAAACACUUGUGUAACUAGUAUAGUAUAAUAUUAUAAAGUAACGUUUUUAUUUGCAAUUAAAUUAACGGGACACGAUAGUACUGUAGACAAAAUCUUUUUGCACACGUGAAAAUGUUUUGUGUCUUCUAAUAUUACUUGCAACGCAAUUAAAUUUGUUCCGCUUUUUUACACAAUUGGCACUGUUAUUCUUAUAGUUAUUUUUCUUUGUUCUCUUUUUAUCUCACGGGUAUUUUGUUAAAAGAUAAUAAAUAUGUUUUCUCAUUACACUCAUUUCGUUUAGUUUCUUUAUUUUUCAUUAUUUUUAAAGUAAAAUUAUGGGGAUUAUACGUAUUGCGAAGACACCAUCAUGCGCAGAAUGUACUUCGAGUAAUUGUAACCACACUACGUGCAAGUGACGAACACUAAAGUAGAGAGCUAGCUAUGUAUAUAAAUAAAUAUUAUGCAAAUGAAUAGUGGUAAAAUGCUUGAUUUUUCAUUAUAUUUCAUGGAUUUAUAUUUUUAAAGUUUUAAUGUUGAAAUACCUAGAAAGAAAUAAUUUUAGGGGAAUAUUAUGGAAUAAUCUGUGAAUAAUAAAUAUAGCAUAACAAGUAAACCAUGAGAUACCCAUUAACUGCCGCGAGUUUAAUUUAUAGAUACCAGAUUAAUAUUUAAAAAUAAUAUUACUGUAAAUGGCCCACACUUAAUCGCUUCGUUUAGAUUACGUUUGACAAUAGCAUUACUGGAAAGGUAGGAGACAGAACACAAUAGCACUUUGUGUCUAUAUUCUAAGUAUUAGAAAAUAAUGCAAAAUGUAAAUAAUUGUGAAAGAUCGGUAUAAAAUGGAGAGGCGCAAUAUUCCUUCUAUAUAUUUAGUCUUGUGUAGCCGUAUUAUAGUUUGCCGAGGACCUACAUAUUAUGUAUAUUUGUGGCAGUGUUCCUUAUUCUCUUUUUCAUUUUAUACCGACUUGGCGCACAUAGUGUAAAGUGAUAUAACUAUAUAGCCCAAGUUCAUUUGCAUUAUGGAAUUGAUCUUAGUCGUGGGUAGUUUCAGAAUUGGUCUUCCACCAUUGUUAUGUUGCAUUUUCGUACCCAGUCGGUAAGGGGCCAAAUAGCAGGUUAUAAUUUUCCCCAGAGAUAAAUCAAUAUUUUCAAUACACCUUACUUGAAGCCAAGUUCGUCCGAGAGUGCUGCUACGAAAACUUCGAUACAUUUGAAGAAAUUGGCUAUUUCUUUUGAUCCCGAAUAUUGGAGGUGGUGUUCUCUAUCAAUGCUUGUUACAAAGUUUUAAUAUAUAUCAAAGCUUUAAACAAACUCAGCACUGGCAGAUUAAGUGCUGUUUUGUGGCAUUCGAAAUAAAAGCAGCAUUCAUCAGGGUGACAAGGCGGUCUCCUCACACUAAGUGCCUGUAAGUGUAAGGUGCGCGUGUUGUAUUAGUGAGUGCCAUAGGUACACGUACCGUAUAUGUUAUAUUUUUAUUAUUUUGGCACUGUUAGCGUUUGGUGUACGAUGUCCGAUCUCUUACCAAUACAUAUUCAUAGGAUCUCAAAAACAUUUUACUGCAAAAUUGUAACUUGCAUUUUGGUGUUAAAAUGAAACAUUGCCUCCUGUGACUUGGAAUUUGAAAUGGUAGACUUGUUUGAUGUAAAAUUCACAUUAGUAUAACGUUCAGUAUAUUCGAACAUAUAAAAUAUUUAUUGCUUAUAUAUCGAAGUAUAAAGUUCCUCAAUACCGCUUUGAGUUCAAAGUCACAGAAUCGUCUGUAUAUACAUUUGUUACCAAUUAUUUUAGUCGUGACAUGUUUUUGUUAAGGUUUUGAGGGAAAAUUGUGAAAUUGUUUUUUUUUGUCCUUGUAUUGCAUGUAUAGUGAGGAGAAUAAAGUAAAGUAACAAAACUA
Messenger RNA from Manduca sexta (tobacco hornworm), 5100 nucleotides. RefSeq names its product midnolin homolog (gene stx). NCBI's taxonomy places the organism in Eukaryota, Metazoa, Arthropoda, Insecta, Lepidoptera, Sphingidae. The transcript is spliced from 5 exons. Gene Ontology annotation, molecular function: protein binding. The coding region runs from base 198 to 2528 and encodes 776 amino acids. Gene Ontology annotation, cellular component: nucleus. The record is from RefSeq and is a predicted model, not a curated record.